This is a messenger RNA of Panicum virgatum (switchgrass), 697 nucleotides long. RefSeq lists its product as uncharacterized. The record is from RefSeq and is a predicted model, not a curated record. Bases 51 to 422 code for a protein of 123 amino acids. The transcript has 3 exons. Lineage: Eukaryota; Viridiplantae; Streptophyta; Magnoliopsida; Poales; Poaceae.
AAUCGAACGCGAGGGAGGUCGAGAGCCAAAUCGAGCGCAAGGCGGCGGCGAUGGCGAGGGUGCUUCGCGGGGGGACGCUGAUCCCAGCCAUCUUCCGCCGCAUGGCGCAGGAGGGCGUCGCCCAGGGAUCGUCUCCGGCCGCCCCCGCUGCGGGCGUGGGUCGUCUGAUGCACACGGGCCAGUGGCGUAACCCAGUGACUGCGAGCGCCAAGUUGCCCUUCGGGAGGCAAGUUCUCUCUCAGCAACAGAAGAUCGUGAGGAUGGAGCAGUUCCGCAGCAAGAGGUCGUACACGGAUGAUGCUGGACCUGAACGGUUGCCGUGGAGUAUUUUGGCCGUUCUAUGCGCCAUAGCAGUGGGUGCUACAAUCCCAAAUAACAAUAUCUUGAAGCGUAUCAAGGAGAGUAGGCGUGUUGAUGGUUAAUUUGGAUGUGUGUAUCUGCAGAAGUCGCUUGGCUUUUCAAGUUAAGCACCGGCUGUUUUUACUUAUUUAUUUUGUACGUGGCACCCUGGAAAGUUACAGUAUUCCAGUAGUGUUCACUAUGCUGCCUAAUGCUCUAAGGCUGUUCUCUUGCCUUGUCAAGAUAAGCGCUGGCCCUUUUUUACUUAUUUUGUUCUGAGUGUUCCCAGCAGUGUCACAUUGAGAUCAUGUCUCUUUUUUUUUUAUCCUACCAUUGGCCAUGCAGUAUCUCCCUCUAA